ACACAGAUCCGUAUUGAUCAAUUUCUAGCAAGCCGUUGACCUUUGGUUCUUCUCCUGUGAGCGUUAUACGUGUAUUAUAUUUACUCGUUUACAAUGGCCUACAUGAGCCAGGGUGUCGGGAAGAGGCUUGGAGGGCUUGACGAUGACGAAAGCGACAACGACCAGGGGACUGACUACCUAUCGCAUGAGGCCAGGAAGAGAGCGGAUCAAAUCUUGAAGGAAAUCUCCGGUGAUAUGAUGUAUAAGCUGGAAGACAGACCGCCUUGGUAUACCACUGGUGUUCUUGCUUUUCAACAUUUUUUAACGAUGUUCAGUGGGAGUAUCGCAGUGCCAAUAGCUUUAGCCCCUUUUCUCUGCAUCGACCAAGACAUUACACUUCUAUCAAAGUUCAUCGCCAGCAUCAUGUUCGUGUCUGGGGUUCAAACGUUUCUUCAAACUACAUUGGGCAUCAGACUACCAAUGGUACAGGGGCCGUCUUACUCCUAUUUUCUCCCUCUUAUUUCAAUGAUGGACAUGCGAGGUGAAUGCCCCGUUGUAAAUGGAUCAAGUAACACUACAGAGGUUCAUGAUACAGUCGAGAGUGAAUCCCGCAGUCGGAUGCAAGAGGUGCAGGGCGCCCUCUUCGUGGCUGCAUUCUUUGAGAUCCUCCUUGGUUUCGGUGGGAUCAUCGGCAUCCUUCUGAGGUUCAUUGGACCCUUGACCAUCGCCCCGACCAUCGCUCUGAUUGGGUUCUCUGUUACCGGGCUUGUCAUGGAUAAAUGCAGCUCCCACUGGGGUAUUUCAAUCCUGACGAUGGCUCUGGUCCUAACAUUCUCUCAGUACAUCGAACGGUUUAAGAUCCCGUGUCUGGGUUACUCCAAAACUAGAAAAUGCCAUUUCUUCGGGUUUCCAAUGUUCCGAUUAUUUCCAAUAUUUUUGUCUGUAGUUAUCUCUUGGAUAUUCUGUUGGAUUCUGACUGUCACCGAUGUCUUUCCAAACGAUCAGAGCUCUCCAUACUAUCAGAUCCGAACUGAUUCGAAGAGCGAAGGUGUGGCUAACACCCCGUGGUUCUACUUUCCUUAUCCAGGACAGUGGGGCGGAAUGAUAUUUUCCGCGGGUGGGGUGUGUGGUAUGAUGGCUGGUACAUUGGCCUCCGUCGUCGAAUCCAUAGGCGAUUACUACGCCCUGGCAGGCUUGUCCGGCGCACCUCGACCCCCUAUCCAUGCCAUCAACAGGGGUAUAGGCAUAGAGGGAAUAGGGGGUCUCUUUUCGGCCCUCUGGGGAUCUGGUGUGAACUCGACUUCCUAUUCAACCAACGUAGCAGUCAUUGGUCUAACAAAGGUAAGCAGCCGUUUUGUGGUCCUGGUGAUGUCUGGGUACCUCAUCAUUUUGGCAGUCGUCUUGAAAUUUGCUGCGAUUUUUGCCGCCAUGCCUGAUCCAAUCGUUGGGGGAGUCCUAGCAAUCACCGUUGGCAUGGUAUCUGCAGUUGGCCUUGCUACAUUGCACCACGUCAAUAUGAACUCGCCAAGGAACCUCUUCAUCGUGGGAUUUUCAUUCAUUAUGGGUCUCGCUCUCCCACAAUACAUUGCGCAAAAUCCUGAUAUUAUUGCGACAGGUCUACCAACCCUGGACCAGAUCUUGGCCGUUCUGUUGCGAACAAGUAUGUUUCUGGGUGGUUUCAUAGGAUUCGUACUCGAUAAUACCAUACCAGGCAAUCGUGAAGACAGGGGCCUAAAAGGGACGCGGGAUGAUGUACUCACUAAUAACAACGAUGAAGAUGAUAUGAGUGAAGAAAUGAAAGCUGAAGUUGGCCGUCUAAUAAACGGUUGCUACGACAUGCCGUUCGGAAUGGCAUACAUCAGAGACUUGACUUGGACCAAGAAUAUUCCUUUUAGUCCGACCUUUACUGGAUUCAACCUCACUUGCAAAUGUAAUUACAAGUUCUGGGAGCGAUUGCCGAAUAUGGAAGGCCCCAGGGAAGAAACACAAGUGUAAAAUGGUAAUUUUCAAGUGUUGAAUAAAAAAAAAAUGACUUGAGCUAUACCUCUAGUGUUGUCCACACUCAUACUACCUAGACAGAUUGCAGCUGUCUGUUUGGAGUUUUAAAACAUUUAAAAAAAAUUUCUGUGUAAUUGGUGAGUGGAGCCAACGGAGUUAAGCGGAACAACCAAUGUAACUGAGACUGAAGCUUUUGGUCCAUCAAGAUAGUAUACUACCUUAAAACAAUUUUUAACUUUUAUUGUUCUAGCCCAUUUUAUUCUGAUUGAUUGAUUGAUUGAUCAUUUAUUCCAUUCUCAUAAAAACAUAUUUACACAAUUAUUACAAACAAUGCAUAUAUAUACAAAUAUUAAAAUCGUUAAUUAAAACAAUUAAAACAAUAAUGCAUAAAGAAUGUUCAUCAUUUACAAAGAUUGAUAAUGGAAAAGGAGAACCUUUGAAAAAGCCUGAUAUGGCUUUGCAAACUAAAAGUUCUCACAAAAAUAUGCAUAAUUCACAUUAAUAUCUUAGAACAUAGAUUUUACAUCAGAAAGUUAAAGAGAGAAAAAAAAAACGAGACCAGAAAAAAAAAAUUUACAAAAGAUGAAAAGACGAAUAAGGGUGAUUGUCGAUUAUAGCUGGUUGUUGUUGAUGAAAUAUAACAAUGGACUGAUAUAAAAUUUUGAAGCGAUCCUUAUCCCAUCAGAUUCAAACUUGGCGGUAAUGCCUUCAGCCAUGCACACUUUUUUUCCACACAAUUUGACAAGCAAAAAAAAAAGGUCUUCAGGUUCAAAAGAGGGGAUACACAUCUUUUUUUAUUGCAUUUUUACAUUACAAAUUAUUAAUUUGGCUUCUCAAAGGGGGGGGGGCACGUCCCCUGUAUCAGUUGUGACUCGUCAGGGGGACAGGGAUACGUCCCCUGCAUGAGUUGUGACUCGUCAAGGGGGCAGUCUGCCCCCCCCCCCUUAGGUACGCUAGUGGGUCUGCAUGUAUCUUUAUAAAUAUCGUCACUCCUACACUGUGAUAAUGUUUCCCAACAUGGUUCCCACCCCCGAAGUGUCCAUGGACAACACAAGCUGAUAUCCUCUUUUCCGUUUGGGCAAAAACUUAUAGGAUCAAUCCAAGCACCCAAGCAGUGGCGUAACUACGGGGGGCAUGGGGGGCACGUGCCCCCCCCCCCCCCCCCAAUCGGCUGGCC
This is a messenger RNA of Lytechinus pictus (painted urchin), 3154 nucleotides long. Its product is annotated as solute carrier family 23 member 1-like. Gene Ontology annotation, cellular component: membrane. The coding region runs from base 94 to 1974 and encodes 626 amino acids. Gene Ontology annotation, biological process: transmembrane transport. NCBI's taxonomy places the organism in Eukaryota, Metazoa, Echinodermata, Echinoidea, Temnopleuroida, Toxopneustidae. The transcript has 12 exons. Gene Ontology annotation, molecular function: transmembrane transporter activity. The record is from RefSeq and is a predicted model, not a curated record.